Messenger RNA from Cladocopium goreaui, 907 nucleotides. NCBI's taxonomy places the organism in Eukaryota, Dinophyceae, Suessiales, Symbiodiniaceae. The record is from the annotation of a GenBank genome assembly.
UUCAGCUCGCCAUGUGGAAGUCGCGGCUUUCACGGCUUUCGGCCGCCAUGUGUCGGUUGACGGCGCGACCGGAACGCAGGCCCUUCUCCGCGUCCACGUGGCCGGCUCGAAGCGCAGCCCUGCGAUGCCAAGAGGCGCAGAAGGAGUCUCCGCUCGUGGCGGAUCCUUGCGCAUGUCUCCUCUCAGACGCGUUUGCUGGGGAGAUUUCGGAGGAGGAUGGGACGUUCAUGUGCCUCACUGCCUUCGUGGAUCGCAUGCUCAUGGAUGCCGUGUCCAGGCGCGUGCGGCAAGUAGUGCUGUGGCGAUCUGGGACAGACACGCGGGCCUUUCGUCUUCAUUUGCCACCUCAGGUGCGUUUCAUUGAGGUGGACGAUGCAGAGGUGCACCAGGCAAAGUCGGCCGUGCUGGAGGUGGCCAAUGCGCGACCGCGUUGCUCCUUGCAGCGAGUGGUGCCCGAACAGCUGCCGGAAGUCAUGGAUCCGAGGAAGGCAAGUUUCAUUGUGCUGGAAGAUCUGUCACUGGAGGAUGGCCCUUAUGUGGAGCAGCUGUCGAAAGAGCUGGUGGCUGAGGGCAGUCGAGUGGUGGUAGUGCUCAGGGACGAUUCUGACAGCCUCGCGUCGACGGCGAGCCACUGGCUGCAGCUGCUGCAGAGCUGCGGCUGUGCACGCAGCGAACGCAUCCCGGACCUCGCGCUGCAGCAGAUGUGUCAGGACGGCUGGCCCACGGCUCCACGAGGCGCGCUGCUGGUCGCCGAGCGCGGAGACUUGGAGCUGCUGCAGCGGCCAACAGCGCCGGGUGCCACGCGCAAGGAUGGUGCUCCCAUGUCAUCCUACGGCUGGAGGGGCGAUUGAAAGGUCUGGCACGCGCUUCACUUUUCGCGGAGAAAAAGAAGCAGAUCUGGGGCGGG